GCUGUUUGUGCUGGGCCAUUUCCGUGCUCGGCCCAUCUGCACCGGCGGCUCUGCCCUGUCGCUCGUUUUGUCUGGGUUUUUCUGCGCGCCUCCGCGUUUCGUCACAUUUUUUUUUUUUUCCUGUUCGUCUGCGUCCCAUCCAGCCCGUCCAUCCCAUCCAUCCCAUCUGUUCGCUGGACGUCGCCACCAUGUCGUCAAAACGUGAUGCCGCCGUCAAAGGGCUAUCGAGCAAAAUCCUGGGCAUGAAGUUCAUGCAGCGGCAACACGAAGCCAAUAUCCGAUCGCAGCUGGAGGAGCAGCGACAAAAGGAACUGAAAGAAUCACAGUGGACCCUCCAGGUCUCUGGACUCGAUACCGUCAAAAAGCCCGUCAAAAUCACCCAAGACACAAGCUACAUGGCGUUCUCGGAUGUAGCUGUCGGACGAAAGUCGUUUGGAACAUUCAACAAAGAAGUCGAGAAACUGGCAAGCGAGCAAAUCAAAACCGGCAAGCUCAACACGGCAAUAGAAAACGAGAGGCGGGCAACCAUCAGCGACGAAGAAAUGGCUAUCCGCCUGGCGUCGCAGCAACAGUCCUCGCUGGACAUACCUGUUAGUGCCGGCCAGAAGCGGAAGAAGCCCCAGGACACCGACGAGUCGCCUGCAUCAGCCGCGAGCACUCCCGAACCCAAGCGGGCGCAGGUUGACCUGAGCGGGCCGGGAAAGGCCACACGAUUCCAGUUCCUCAAGCCAAAAUAAAGCGCAUCAGACCAUGGACAACCAA
Messenger RNA from Polychytrium aggregatum, 762 nucleotides. RefSeq lists its product as uncharacterized. The coding region runs from base 189 to 737 and encodes 182 amino acids. NCBI's taxonomy places the organism in Eukaryota, Fungi, Chytridiomycota, Chytridiomycetes, Polychytriales. Gene Ontology annotation, biological process: maturation of 5.8S rRNA. The transcript has 5 exons. The record is from RefSeq and is a predicted model, not a curated record.